GGAGAGUGCUUCGCUCGUUACUUCGUGACACGCAACGCGCGUUGUCCCGCGUUCGUGUCUCCUCCCUCUCUCUGUUCCUUCGUUUCCCUCUCUCCUGUGUCUGUUUCUUUCUCCGUCUGUUUCUUUGGUGUCGAUCGGCGCGCACUGCGACUUGGAGAGUGUUCAGUGGUCGGUCUCGCGAUAGUUCGGUGCUCGGUCGAACCGCGUUUUUUCUCUCUCUCUCUCUCUCUCUCUCUCUCUGUCUUUGUCUCUCUCUCACUCACUCACUCUUUCUUCUUUACCACGAUUGAAUCAGAAUAGACGAGAGGAGCAAUCGCAUUCGGUUGAAAAGUUAGGAAUCGAGUUUAGUAUUUUUUUUUUUCGGAGUUGUUUGUGCGAAAGGAGCCGCGCGUCCCGUUGUCUGUGACUGCGAGUGGGAGCGACAGCGAGUGGACUCCGAGAGUCUCGAAAGCGUCGUCGUGACACGGACUAUGCCGAAACGCGGCCAUCCAAUUGGGAAGCAGCGUGGUCGCGCUGGCCUGGUGUUUGGGUCGCCUAGCGGCGACUGAGUCCUGUUACGGGAUGCUAAAAGUUCCCGCGGGAGUCGGUGGCGAGCGUUGGCUGAAAGAGGAGAAGAGGAAGAAGAAGAAGGCAGGAAGGAUGGGCGGGAGACGAGGUGUGCUGGUCCGCGACGUAGGUGCGCAUCGCGACGCCGACGACGUGACGGCCACGUGCCCCCGCGGAUAUCUCGUUGGCUGUUGCCACUAACUGCUCUAUGCAUCGUACGUAGUCGAGCGAAACGGUGACCGUGUACGGCCGUGUCGUUUUCAACGGCGUGUCGUUAUUUAAAAAAAAACAAGAUAGUGUGUGAUUCUUAGAUAGAUGGAAUAUAGAGUGUGUCGGUGAUAUUGGAAUAUAUAUAUAUAUAUAUAUAAUUUUUGCUUCGUAUCAAGUGCACAAGUGACUUCGAGAAGGAUCUUUCUCUUUCUUUCUCUCUUGGUGUUCAUCGAUACUAUUCACAGGGUCGUGGAAAGAAAAUCGUCAAGUUGUUGGAUAUUUUAGUGGGUGCGAGAACAGGUGGAACACGCGUGUUCUUCCCCGAUAAAUAAUUGGUCGAUAAUUGGAUAGAUAAUAGAAUUGAAUUUGCCGCCGGUGAGGGGAGAAGAGAGGACGGUGGCUCGAGUUGUCAUCACGGGAUGUUGAUGAUUCCCGCGCGAAACGAAUAUCGUUGUGGUAUCGACUUGAAACUUGAAACGCUUGAUACACGACGGUACCGUGUUCCUUCCGUCCGAACCGAAGAAUUUAAUACACCGGCAAAGAAGUCGACAAGUUAGUCGUGAAGUGUUGUGAUUCUUUGGCCACGGUGAAUUCCAUUCGUAGUGAUUAAACGAGGUUUCAAGUGGGAACCAGUUCGUUACUGCUACGUUAAACGAGGGAAGGGACUAUUUGCCGGUAAUCGGAGGCGAAAAAUACGACGGAGUCGAUAAACUCGACUCGGUGGUGGUGGUGGUGGUGGUGGUGUUGUUGUUGUUGUUGGUGGUGGUGAUCGAAGAAGAAACCGGAGAGUAGUGUAACUAAACUAGGCGCCACGAAGGUGAAGAAGAAGAAGGGAGAAGAAAAAGGAAAGCAAAAGGAAAAAAGAGGAAGAGGAAUAGUCGAGAGCCGCGUCGAAUUGAAAUCUUUGGAAGAGAGGAGCGAUAGAUCGUCGAUUAUCGUGGUGGAAAAGGAGGGAACGACGGAACGAAAGUCUCGGCUCGAGAAAUUCCCGCGCUUGUACCCCGAUCAUCAGGCCGACGGGAGUUCGAGGAGAGGGUGAAGGGCGUCGUGGAGGGGGGAGUGAUGCCGGUGAGGGUGGCACAGCGCCCCCCAGGUGGAAUACCACUGCACGCCGGCGUGCCGGUAGCGCCCAGCAGCGUAACCGCCUCCGGUCCGUCGGGCCGGUGCCUCGGGGGCCCGGCAGCGCCCCCCGCCGGCUCGCCACCGCUGCCGCCCUCCUUGCAAUCGCUCGGCGGCGGUGUGAGCAACGCGAACAGCGCCGCUGGCGCGGCCAGCAACGGGUCCAGCAACGGUAACACCGGGAACACCGGCAGCAUAGUUGGGAGCAACACUGGUCAGGGGGGGAUCGCGACCCAAGCCCUUGGCGGCGUCACAACGACGAGCGGCGUCACCACGAAUCCCUUGCAGGCGAUGGCGUCGGCGGCGGCCUCGCUAACCCAGCUCAACAACAUGGCGAAUGGCCCGCUGCCGCCGCUCGCGGCCACUGGGCCCACCGGCCCCCCUAGCUUGCCGCCUCCUCAGCCAGCUACCACGCCGACCCAUGGGGGUCCACCGACGCCGCACGCCGGUGUCACAGGUGGGCCCCAUCUCAAUGGAGCAUCUCCAAGCCCUCACCCCAUGCCGCCCCACGGGAUGAUGAGCGGCUCGCCUCACGCCCCUCACCCGCAUAUGGGUGGAGGUGGGCCCUCGCCUCAUCCUCACCACCCCGGCCCCCACAUGGUCGGCUCGCCUCAUCACCCCGGUCCGCAUCCCAUGGGCCCAGCCGCCGGUAUGAUGGGCCCGGCCGGUAUGCAGCCCCAAGCCGCGCCCGGCAUGUGCGGACCAGGACCAACCGGCCCGAUGGGGCCUCACGCUCAUCCUCAGGGACCCGGAGUGCCCGGACAACCGCAUAUGCACAACGACCCCUUUUACUGCUCUCCCUUUGGAUCGCAUUACUUCAGAUCGUUGCCUGUCCCCAGGAGGCAUACUCCGUACUUUGGCCAACCGGACUACAGGCUCUACGAGUUGAACAAGAGGUUACAACAGCGUACAGAGGAGAGCGACAAUCUUUGGUGGGACGCAUUCGCGACUGAAUUCUUCGAGGAUGACGCAACCUUAACCCUCACGUUCUGCUUGGAGGACGGCCCCAAGAGAUACACGAUAGGAAGGACGUUAAUACCUAGGUACUUCCGUUCGAUAUUCGAGGGCGGUGUGACGGAACUUUACUACAAUUUGAAACACCCGAAGGAGUCAUUUCACAAUACCAGCAUAACCCUCGACUGUGAUAACUGCGUUAUGGUUACGCAUCACGGAAAACCGAUGUUCACUAAGGUAUGCACGGAGGGUAGAUUAAUAUUGGAAUUCACGUUUGACGACCUUAUGAGGAUAAAGUCGUGGCACAUGUCGGUGAGGACGCACAAGGAACUCGUGCCUAGAACUGUGGUCGGUAUGCAACAGGACCCGACGAUGCUCGAACAGCUUAGCAAGAACAUCACAAGGCAGGGCAUCACCAAUUCCACCCUCAACUAUCUUAGGUUAUGCGUGAUCUUGGAACCGAUGCAAGAGUUGAUGUCGAGGCACAAGGCGUACGCGUUGUCACCGCGGGACUGCUUGAAGACGACCUUGUUCCAGAAAUGGCAGAGGAUGGUUGCCCCGCCGGGUAAGAGAGAAUCGCAGAGGCCGGCCAGCAAGCGGAGAAAGCGGAAGGGUAGCACGUCGGGUCCCGGCAACAACGCGCCACCCGCCCCCAGCAAAAAGAGAUCUCCGGGGCCUAAUUUUUCUCUGGCAUCACAGGACGUGAUGGUUGUCGGUGAACCGUCGCUGAUGGGAGGGGACUUCGGCGAGGAGGACGAACGGGUAAUCACGAGGUUGGAGAACACGCAGUACGACGCCACCAACAGCCUGGACCCGCACAGUCACGACACGCCGGGCGGGCCGCCCCCGCAUCCCCAUCAAUUCCACUCGGAACCGACCCCGGGUAACUCUUGGCCCCCGGACCGCGGUCCCGGCCCGCCACAAGGAGGGCCCGGCAGCCAGGUAAUUGUCCACCACUCGAAACAGAUCGAGGAACGUACGUACGAGAGGCGAGGGAACGUGGGUCGAUGCGUGACGUGCAAUGGGGGUUGCAGGGAGUUCAAGGUGGGCAGGGUGGCGCAGCAGCGGGUGUACAGGGGACGCAGGACGCCAGUCAACAGCAACAAGACAAGAAGAGUCCCGCGGUGAGCCAGUGAGGCCAGGAGUCCCCGCGC
Molecule: messenger RNA, 3983 nt
Organism: Apis laboriosa (Himalayan honeybee)
Lineage: Eukaryota; Metazoa; Arthropoda; Insecta; Hymenoptera; Apidae
Gene: Chi
Product: LIM domain-binding protein 2
Exons: 8
Coding region: 1819-3957 (712 amino acids)
Biological process (GO): nervous system development; negative regulation of transcription by RNA polymerase II; positive regulation of transcription by RNA polymerase II
Cellular component (GO): transcription regulator complex; nucleus
Molecular function (GO): LIM domain binding
Source: RefSeq, a predicted model, not a curated record